AUGAAGUCGACUUUCUUUUCCCCGCGUGGCAUGCUCCUCGGAGCACUGGGCCUCCUCGCCGUGGCCACUGAGUGUUCCGCCAUGGGCACAGCGAAUAGCUUAUUGUUGACCCAGGUCGCCAAAACGGUCCAGCUACCCACGUUCACCUGGUCGGCCAACGGCACGCACACGGCCAGAGGAUACACCACCAAGCAGGCCAACGUGACAAGCGUGCAGGGGAUGCACGAGGACUGCGAGAACAUCAACUUGAACAAGAAGCUCUCGACCGACUUCCGCAGCGAUGUAUUUGGUAAUGGCGUCAUUGGUUUCUUCUACAAGUGCGAGCGGAUCAGCCAUGAUACCAACCUUUACUGGUUCACCAUCAGCUCUGGGAAUCAGUCUCAGAUCGACAGACUCUGCAGCCAAAAGUCGAGUUAUCCGAUUGUCUACGAUUCACAACACGGCACCUGGUUCAUUGAUGAACCGUUUGACUGCACUCAACGGACUGCCCCGUCGAACGUUUUCUAG
Messenger RNA from Penicillium argentinense, 507 nucleotides. RefSeq lists its product as uncharacterized. Bases 1 to 507 code for a protein of 168 amino acids. The record is from RefSeq and is a predicted model, not a curated record. The transcript has a single exon. NCBI's taxonomy places the organism in Eukaryota, Fungi, Ascomycota, Eurotiomycetes, Eurotiales, Aspergillaceae.